Messenger RNA from Brachypodium distachyon (stiff brome), 1375 nucleotides. RefSeq names its product RING-H2 finger protein ATL74. Lineage: Eukaryota; Viridiplantae; Streptophyta; Magnoliopsida; Poales; Poaceae. The coding region runs from base 344 to 1039 and encodes 231 amino acids. The transcript has a single exon. The record is from RefSeq and is a predicted model, not a curated record.
GUGCUCGGUGUUUCUCGGAACAUUCACGUCUCCGGAUCCUCCCGAACCUGACAAACACACCGUUCGCGCGCCACACGCAAUGGGACGACGUGCGAAAGCCUGAUAGUUCCCGUCACUCCACAUGUCAGCCUCGGAUCAAUCCACCCUGCACAUUGACACUGACUACGCGUGUUGACUCGAGCGGCGCCGUCUUGCCCAAGCCAAGUCCGGCCGAGAGAUAAUCCCCACAUGCACACUCGAGUUCCCAAUAAAUUAACCUGCAAUUUCACUUGUCUCCUUCCUCCCUUCCGUCCGCGAUUCGUAGCACUACAGGAACUUUGCAGAAAGCUUAACGUUCCGCGCCAUGUCGUCGCCAGGGAUGAUGACGAACCACACGGGCGCCGCGGCGGACCCGUACGGUCGGCAGCAGAGCUUCAGCGGCCGCGUGCUGCUCGCGGCCGUCGUCAUCCUGUUCGCGCUCACCGUCGUCUUCGUCGCCCUCCGCGUCCUGCUCUACAUGUGCUGCGCGUUCGGCGGCGGCGGGUCACGCGGCCGCGGCGGCGGCGGACUCGCGGCCGGCAUCCGGCGGUCCAUGAACUCCUUCGGCAGGAUCGGCAGCAGCCGGCGCGGGCUGGACGCGUCCGCGCUCUCCGCGCUGCCGGUCACGGCGUACCAGAAAUCGACCGGCGCCGCGGGGGACGCUGAAUGCGCCGUGUGCCUGUCGGAGCUCGCGGACGGGGACAAGGUGCGGGAGCUGCCGAAUUGCGGGCAUGUGUUCCACGUGGAGUGCGUUGACGCGUGGCUGCGGUCCAGGACCACGUGCCCGCUCUGCCGGGCCGGGGCGGAGCCGGAGACGGAGCUCAAGGGGAACGGCAAGGAGGAAGCGGCGCAGUCGUCGUCGUCUUCUUCGUCGGCGGCGGCCACGGGUCCGCCGCAGCCGGCGUUAUCCGGUCCAGGAGGAGGAAGCUUCAUCGUCACGGUACAUGGAUUUCCAGAUACCCGGAGAGACGCUCCCGGGUCAACAUCCGGGGCAGUUCAAUUGGUAUCUUCGUAUUCCUAGGCCACGCUAGCUGCAGGGAAAAUGCGAGGAAGGGUAUAUGUGAUACUUGCGUGCGUAUGUUGAUAUUGACAAACUGCUGUAGGUUAAUUAGACUGGGAAUGUAAAGGCUGUGAUCCUGAGUUUGCAGUUGCUAGCACUAGGAAAUCAUAGAAGUUCAUGUAAAUGACUCUUCACAGCUGUGUGUGCGUUGUGCUUUGCAGGACUUGCAUCCUCUCUAAUUUGUUUUUUUCCUUUGGAAACGGUUCAUUUGUUUGUUUUUUGUACUUUGGGGAAAGUACCAGGCACUUGCUUUGCCUUUUUAUUUUAAAAUGUCACUUAUUUGAAUUCCAUAUAAAA